Messenger RNA from Lolium perenne, 1608 nucleotides. NCBI's taxonomy places the organism in Eukaryota, Viridiplantae, Streptophyta, Magnoliopsida, Poales, Poaceae. The record is from RefSeq and is a predicted model, not a curated record.
AGGUUAAAAGCAGGUGGCCGGGGCGGCGGGGCCUAGCCGAGCUCUCCCUUUCGCUCCGGAUCCAGUGGCCAAUCCUCGGUCCUGUACUCCUGCAGUGUCUCCGCUAUUCGCCCUUGCCUAUAUCUUGCCGCCCACCCAAAAGGUCCAAAGAAAUCUUCUUCCAGCUCGGCGCAUGGAAUGAUGGAAUCAAGAUCGCAUAGCUAUAGUUAGCUAGCUAAUUGUUCUCUUCCUUCUAUUUCCGACCUUGGCCAUUCUGCCUGCAGUGCUACGUUCGUGGCAGAAGAUUUGGUGCACAGUGGACCAAACAUGGACGGGGCGAAGCUGUACACCGACCAACCGCAGCAGCUGGAGAGGAUGCCCGAGUGCUUCUCCGGCGAGGUGAGCAGUCGCGACGACGGCGCGGAGGAAACUAAGGACGCGAGUAACCCACCGGCGGCCGCCACGGGGAGAGACGACGGCGGGUCGAGCAUUGAGACGGGGAAGAAGCGGGCGAGGGGGCGUCCGCCGGGUUCCAAGAACAGGCCCAAGCAGCCGGCGGAGGCCACACCGGUGGUGCCGGAACCGGCGGCGGCCAUGCGGCCGUACAUCCUGGAGAUCCCAGGCGGCGGCGACGUCAGCGCCGCGCUAGCGGGGUUCGCGCGCCGCCGCGGCCUCGGGGUCUGCGUGCUCGCCGGCACGGGCGCGGUCGCCGACGUGUCGCUCCGUCACCCCUCCGCGGAAGGCGGCGCCGCGAUCGUCUUCCGCGGCCGGCACGAGAUCCUCUCCAUAUCGGCCACCUACCUCCCUCCUUCCGUGUCCGCGGCGGCGCCCCGCGCCCUCGGAGGCCUAUCGGUGGCGCUCGCCGGCCCUCACGGACAGAUCCUCGGAGGCGCCGUGGCGGGACCGCUCGUGGCAGCCACCACCGUGAUGGUCGUGGCCGCCACGUUCACCAACCCCAGCUUCCACCGCCUCUCCGCGGACGACGUCGACGCGUCAGCUUCCGUCUCCGGGAGCAGUGACGCUGGCAAGCUCCAACUGGAGCCGCAGGGGCAGCAUCAGGCGAGCCGGUUGCAGCCGCACGGCAUGUCUGCGGCGGCGAUGGCCGCUCAGCCCGUGUCCUUAUAUGGGGCUCAGUCUUACUCUCAUGUGGCACGUGCGCCGGCGGCGAGCAAACCACGUCCACCGCCGCCGUAUGAAUAGCACGCAGCUAUCUGUCAUGCUGCACUCAUCAUCGUGUCUGCUUCUUGUAAAGCUGGCCGACACUUAACCAAGGGAAUAUUUGUGGCGUUGUAAGAUCAAUAAUAAAGCAUCGCUACUCCGGGGUGUGUACAAUGUACUGUAUCUGUAUGGAUAGGCGCGACAGGCUUGGCAUCCCUUCCCUGCCCCUCGGGCGGAUAUCGCUAUGGGAGAGCAAGCAUAUGAUGACACUACAGUAGUACAACCACGACGCACCAUCAUUUAUAUCUUGGGUGCAUGCACCUAGCAAUGUGUGACAGUAGACGAUCGACCGGACGAGUGUUCCUCUCCAACGGGGCGAUCUAUUUUAGACGUUUAAAUUAUCUGCACGCGUCCAUUUUCGUCACCAGGUGAACGUGAAAAUGUUCAUUUUUAUGCACGCGUCCGUUUGUG